CUCCUUUCCUACUAUAAACACAAGAUUACUAAAAUGGAGGCCGCCCUGCAGGAGGCACAAUGCAAAAUAAUAUCACAGGAGAAGCCUCACCCAAUGUAAUCCAGCUUCGAAGGUCCAGUACUCCUCGUCCGAUCGCCAUUACUUCUCCCUCGAGCAGAGUCACGCCGAAGCUGACGCCUCAGAGCAUCGGGUCGUACAGUGGGAGCGCGGCGUCGAGCAGCAGGCCAGAGUCGGUGGGACAGCUGACUUGGAACAGCGUGUCUCGAUCGGGCAGCCUGCUGACCCCCAGAGGGAGCUCUGUAGCCUCCGGGAGGAGCACGCCCAGAGACACGACCAUGGGCUCACCUUCUGCAGGUUCUGGAGACAGCUUCUCCUAUAGGUCGGCGCCCAGAACCCCGACCCUGCUGACCAUCCCGGUGAGCGGAGGGCAGGGCUCCUCGCAGGGAUACGGCCUCGGAGGUGCCGGGCUUCCCCCUCAGAGCUCCAGGCCUGCCCCCCUGGCAGUUUACACUAACCCUCUGCGGCUUGUCGGACUGAACAACAGCCGUCAGACUCCCUCAGUGAACGGCGAACCUCGACGUCCAAUUCAGUUGAAUGCCACACCACGAAACACCACCUUUCGACAGCCUUCCGUCCCGGCCUCUAGAAACGCAGUGGCAUAGGAGCAGCGUGGCGGGGGCGGCGGGGGUACCGCCCUGUGUGAGCCGCCACAGGGGAGCACGGCCCCGAACCCCCCCCCCCCCCCUCCCCCCGAGGACUUCAGCCGUGAAACCAGCGGCGUGCAGCAUGGGCUGCUGCAGCCGGAGAGGACAGCAGGCGGGAGGGGCGGAUGUCUGUCUGUCUCUCCCUCCUUUCCUUCCUUUCCUCUAUCUCUCUCCGCUCGGUUAGCACUUCGGGUGUAAGUCAGAACCUAAUAAAGAAGCUCGGUUUGGUGUGAA
This is a messenger RNA of Carcharodon carcharias (great white shark), 938 nucleotides long. Its product is annotated as RING finger protein 212B-like. Lineage: Eukaryota; Metazoa; Chordata; Chondrichthyes; Lamniformes; Lamnidae. The coding region runs from base 60 to 662 and encodes 200 amino acids. The transcript is spliced from 11 exons. The record is from RefSeq and is a predicted model, not a curated record.